CAUCAGGCUUACAUAUUCACACCCGAAGGGCGGCCUUUAACAAAAAAUAAAGCUAAAAAUGAACAGAAAUCCAGUAAUGGACGACUUGGCCGAAUUUUGGAAAGCGGGAGAACCGUCGCCUCUCGGACAGGUGGGACUUGGACUGCGCGAAGCGAUUGAAACUAAGAAACGCUCUCCGUCUCAGACGAUUGAAUUUCCAGACGUUUACGACUGGAUAUGCCAUCUCGACCAGUCGACAUCACAGAACUAUAAGUACCUUCCGUUAAACGUUCAUCCUGGCAAAGCAGGUUCACUUUUCCUUGGAUCCCGAUUUACAGCUUCAAACAAAGUGUCUCUCUUUCUCUCGUCGGGUAUUGAUAAGCUUUUUGAUCUUGGAAUGUGCUCUACUGGGAUUGUUGGAGAAGAAUCACGUCAAAGGAACAAGUUUCGGGUAUUCUCGAACAUGUACACACGUGUGUAUUUUAAAGUCUUCGACCCAGAUCUUGCGAAGCUCGAGCAAAUGGACAUCCAGCUGGGCACAAUUGAAUCUACCAAAUUCAAGCAAGCAUUUAACUCUCUCUUUUCAGUUACCUGCUAUCAUUUUCUGGUGCAAUCCAGAUUUGAAAUCUGUGAAAGUGAAAUGCAAAAAUUGCCAUAUCAUAGAACAGAGGAGGUUCUGUCAAUCAUAGGACCUGGGUUUCCAGACGUUUACGACUGGUUAUGCCAUCUCGACCCGUCGACAUCACAGAAAUAUAAAUACCUUGCGCUAAACCUUCAUUGUGGCAAAGCAGGUUUGUUUUUACUUGUAUCCCGAUUUAUAGGUUCUAACAAAGUGUGCCUCUUUCUCUCGGCGGGUGCUGAUAAGCGUCUUCGUCUUGGAAUGUGCGAUACUGGGAUGGCUGGAGAAGAAUCACGUCAAAAGAAUACGUCUAGGCUAUUCUGGAAUCUGUGUGCACGUGUGUAUUUCAAUGCCUUCGACCCAGAUCUUGUGAAGCUCAGACAAUUGGACAUCGAGCUGGGCACAAUUGAAUGUGCCAAAUACAAACAAGCAUUUAACUCUCUCCUUUCAGUUGCCUGCUAUUCUUUUCUGGUGCAUUCGGGAUUAGAAAUCUCUGAAAGUGGACUGCAGAAAUUGCCUUGUCAUAGAGCAGAGGAUAUUCUGCCAAUCAUAGGAUCUGGUGCAACUGAUCGUCUGCUGCGGUGUUUGUCUACCGAGAUCACUUACAAGUGCGUACACGGCAAGAAUGAUAAUAAAGGGGGAAAUGAGUUGAGGAUAUCCUAUUGCAGUUCAAGUCUUCCGGGGUAUUGGAUCAUCAACAGUUACUGUCCAAUGUUGUCAAUGUCCAGAACGAGCAAGGGACAGUUUGCUGAUAGAAUCACCAGCGAUAAGCGACUCUACCACGCCUUGAAUUACCAGCAGCUGCAGUGUAUCCUUCAGUUCCGCCAUGCGGUUAACGUCUACAGAGACUUUAUUGAAGUUAAGCUGGAAAUCGAUAGUGUUGGAUGCGAUGUGAUUCGACUGCAUCCGCCACACGAGCCAAUUUCAACGAGCCUCGAAGGUGAGAGUCACUUUCCUGCAAGGAUAUGUAUAACUAUUGGGCCUCAGGUUGAAUCCCAUGUCCACUCUGUUUCAUUGACCAAAUCAUCCCAGAACCCCGUCACAAAUAUUGCGAGAGGGAAAGCCGUGGAGGCCACGUUUGAACCGCCCGAUUACGUCCCCGGCUUGAAGAUUUCCAAUGGAAUGGCUUCCCAAAUUAGCAUCAAGAGUUGGGUUUUUGAGCAGUCCUCCGUCAACAGGCCGCAUGUAAAUCUAGAAUGGACUCUGUAUGAUAGCACUACCGGAAAGGCGGUGUCUAAUUACAAGCCUCAAAGAUUUUCAGUCUUCAACUCCAAGACUUGGUCCGGCGAUAGGUAUUCCAAAGAUAGUAGAGCUUUCACAGCUCAAGGAGGGGUGGUGUUUGCAGGAGAUGAGUAUGGACAGCCCACAACAUGGAGGCUCAACAGAGAUUUACAAGGACAAACCGUGAACUGGGUUGUGAAAGGUGACAUCUGCUUGGCCUAUUUCCCAAAUACAUACAGAUCUUCACAUUUUGACAUUGCAAAUCACCAAUUUUGCCAACUGGUUCAGUUUCCACUAGUACAAUCCACACCCAACUGAGCCUUUUCUCAGUCAACGAAAGAAGGGGUUCUCUUUUUCAUGGGCAAGCUUGUUGUUUUAUUUCAAGAUUUAAUUGUAGUUGAUGACAUAUAUUGCUUAUAUUGUAUGCGUCUACGAGAAAUAAUACUUUGAAAUGUAAGUUCUUAUAGUAGUGAGAGUAUAUUUCCGCCGUAUUGUUUAUAUAACGGGGAUGUUGCAGAGCUGUGCACAAAAACUUGGCUCUUACCAUGCUCUGAGCUCUCGAAAAGUUUGUUGUUAUGAAGUCUCUCAUAAAAGAGAUAAGAAAGCCAAAUUCCUGACAUUCAUUGCCCUGCAUAUGCAUGUAUAUCUCAGCUCAAAAUGUCUGAUAUAUAAUAUUUUCCAAGUUGAUUUGAGCAACAAGGAGGAGGUCUGUUUAGUGUCCAAUUAUUCUACGAGAAGAAUGAAACAAUUAUAAGUAAUACAAUCUCGGCAAUUUGUGCUACUGCUUGUAUAAAGUUCUCAAAUUGCUGUGACGAUCAUACUCCUCGACGAGGGUAAUUUCAAACCCAAUUUCAAUUCUUACAAUAUUUUUUCAAAUUGUAUCUGAUUUUUAAUCAUAUCCUUUCUAUUUUUAAAUAACCCUAUUUUCUU
This is a messenger RNA of Cryptomeria japonica (Japanese cedar), 2749 nucleotides long. RefSeq lists its product as uncharacterized. The record is from RefSeq and is a predicted model, not a curated record. The transcript has a single exon. Bases 59 to 2137 code for a protein of 692 amino acids. Lineage: Eukaryota; Viridiplantae; Streptophyta; Pinopsida; Cupressales; Cupressaceae.